Messenger RNA from Staurois parvus, 392 nucleotides. Lineage: Eukaryota; Metazoa; Chordata; Amphibia; Anura; Ranidae. The record is from the annotation of a GenBank genome assembly.
UGUACUUUUGUGCUUUAUAGAUUGAGAUAAAAAUGAAGAAGACAGAAGCUAUUCGAUGGGAUAAACUAGAGGGUCAAGCAGAUUAUUAUGCAAAACAUUUUACACCAGAUUCUUUGCACAAAUACCCAACAUCUUCUCACUAUACCAGGAACUGGGAUAAGCUGGUUGGUGAAAUCAAAGAGGAGGAGAAAACUGAAAAACUGGAGGGAGAUGCAGCACUUAACCAGUUAUUCCAACAGAUUUAUUCAGAUGGCAAUGAUGAAGUAAAACGUGCCAUGAACAAAUCAUUUAUGGAGUCUGGUGGCACAGUCCUUAGCACAAACUGGUCAGAUGUGGGUAAAAGGAAAGUUGAUGUGAAUCCUCCAGAUGAUAUGGAAUGGAAGAAAUUCUGA